Messenger RNA from Pseudoliparis swirei, 2295 nucleotides. RefSeq names its product nipsnap homolog 3A (C. elegans) (gene nipsnap3a). NCBI's taxonomy places the organism in Eukaryota, Metazoa, Chordata, Actinopteri, Perciformes, Liparidae. The transcript is spliced from 7 exons. Gene Ontology annotation, cellular component: mitochondrion. The coding region runs from base 1 to 780 and encodes 259 amino acids. The record is from RefSeq and is a predicted model, not a curated record.
AUGUUUCAAAAGCUGUUGAAGUUCAGGAGCUGCUCGCUGAGAUCCGCUGCGGUCCUGCUGCCACCUGCUGCUGCUCAGAGUGAGACCUCUCUGCAGCCCCGUGUGCGUCUCUCUACCGGGCCCCAACAGAAACACAGAACCUUCUAUGAGUUCCGCACCUACAGCAUCCGGCCCGACCGGACAGCUGCCUUCCUCCAGCUGACCAAUGAGAAGAUCCACCUGCGCACCGCCCACUCUGAGCUGAUUGGCUACUGGAGCGUUGAGUUCGGCGGCCUGAACCAGGUCUUCCAUAUAUGGAAGUAUGACAGUUACUCUCAGCGGGCAAGUGUUCGGGCAGCCCUGGCUCAGGACCCCUCCUGGAUCUCCGAGUACAUCUCUAAGGCGAUCCCGAUGCUGAGGUCUCAGGAGAGCGAGGUGGCCUACCUGGUCCCCUGGAGCCGCCUGCAGGAGCCCCCCCAGGAGGGCGGUGUGUACGAGCUGGCGUCCUUCCAGAUGCGACCCGGCGGUCCGGCGCUUUGGGCAGACGCCUUCCAGGCUGCCGUCACCUCCCAUGAUGCACCGGGGCACGGCGCGCUGCUGGGAGCCUUCCACACCGAGUGGGGUCGUCUGAACAGAGUUCACGCCCUCUGGUGGUUCCAGAGUUGUGACCUUCGAGCUGACCUUCGACAUAAAGCUCACACUGACGCCCGAGUGGUCGCUGCAGUCAGGAGCUGUGUGGUCCAUCUGGACUCUCAGGAGAACAAGCUCCUGGUUCCUUGUUCCUUCUCUCCGCUGAAGUGACUUCCUGGCCUCCACUUCCUGGCCUCACACCUGCGUCUCCACGGCAACAGAGACAAACACGUCACCUGAACCUCCUGCAUCCAUAUGAACCGAUCGCGGGUCGCUAUAGAUCCCACUGCUUGUCUCUGAUUGGUCAGUCCUUAAGCUGAACCAAUCGCGUGCCACAGGGGGCGGGUCUUACCGAGCGGAGGGUGUGAUGCACAGCAGGAAGUGACGGUAUAAAUAAAGAUGGGAGAUAUAAAUAUGUAAUAAAAUAAAAACAGUUGACUGUUUCGUCAGUGAAAGCAGCAGCAGCCAAUCCUGAGGCUGCGAUGUGGAUGGUGGGCGGGGCUUCUAUUGUUUUCAGAUAAAGGGACAGAGACAUUUUAACUUUCUGGCUUAAAGAUCAGUAACAGGCCCAAAGGGUUAAUGAAACCAGUAUGUCAUGUGUUCAUAGACCAUGAGUUAUUAAGACCAGUAUGUCAUGUGUUCAUAGACCACGAGUUAUUAAGACCAGUAUGUCAUGUGUUCAUAGACCACGAGUUAUUAAGACCAGUAUGUCAUGUGUUCAUAGACCACGAGUUAUUAAGACCAGUAUGUCAUGUGUUCAUAGACCACGAGUUAUUAAGACCAGUAUGUCAUGUGUUCAUAGACCACGAGUUAUUAAGAACAGUAUGUCAUGUGUUCAUAGACCACGAGUUAUUAAGACCAGUAUGUCAUGUGUUCAUAGACCAUGAGUUAUUAAGACCAGUAUGUCAUGUGUUCAUAGACCACGAGUUAUUAAGACCAGUAUGUCAUGUGUUCAUAGACCACGAGUUAUUAAGACCAGUAUGUCAUGUGUUCAUAGACCACGAGUUAUUAAGACCAGUAUGUCAUGUGUUCAUAGACAAUGAGUUAUUAAGACCAGUAUGUCAUGUGUUCAUAGACAAUGAGUUAUUAAGACCAGUAUGUCAUGUGUUCAUAGACCAUGAGUUAUUUAGACCAGUAUGUCAUGUGUUCAUAGACCAUGAGUUAUUAAGACCAGUAUGUCAUGUGUUCAUAGACCAAGAGUUAUUAAGACCAGUAUGUCAUGUGUUCAUAGACCACGAGUUAUUAAGACCAGUAUGUCAUGUGUUCAUAGACCACGAGUUAUUAAGACCAGUAUGUCAUGUGUUCAUAGACCACGAGUUAUUAAGACCAGUAUGUCAUGUGUUCAUAGACCACGAGUUAUUAAGACCAGUAUGUCAUGUGUUCAUAGACCACGAGUUAUUAAGACCAGUAUAUUUGAUGAUCUUUGAUGAUCUUGAUGAUCUUGAUGAUCUUUGAUGAUCUUAUUCUUGAUGAUCUUUGAUCUUUGAUGACGUCCACAUGGAUCCAGCUGUUUGGGCCUCAAUGCACGGAGUGAGACGUGAUGUCAUGAUUUUAAUGUCUCCGGAUUAAAGAGUCAAAGCGGCCGUGGAUUUGUUUAUUGUGUUGCCAUGGUAACGCUGCUUCCUAAGCAGACUAACACACAAACUGCUCUCUUUACAUCUUUUCUUUAAAAAACUACAAAAUCAA